Molecule: messenger RNA, 1449 nt
Organism: Penicillium coprophilum
Lineage: Eukaryota; Fungi; Ascomycota; Eurotiomycetes; Eurotiales; Aspergillaceae
Exons: 1
Coding region: 1-1449 (482 amino acids)
Source: RefSeq, a predicted model, not a curated record
AUGUCUAUCGCAACACUCCCGACGGAGCUUGUAUGGAACAUCUGUGGCCAUCUGGAGCUGCGUGACUGGAUUGCGUUUCGAACCACCUGCCUCGGAGUGUACACGAAGUCGCUGGAUGCUUUUGCGGACCGAUAUUGUAAAAGUAUCGGCUUGAUUCUCACUAGUCACAGUCUUCGUCGAUUGGAACAGCUCGCUGCAAAUAAUUGCUUCCGAACACGAGUUCAAGAGCUAUGGGUCGUACCGUCCUUGUUUGGGGGCUUUUAUGAGAUGGAUAUUGAUUCCUUCGAGUCCUGCACCACUUCACAUAGAGACAGGCUGCCUAUUGCCCAGAUCAAUACGCGGCACACUGCAUAUCAGGCUUUUGUGGCAGAUCAUCUCAGCAUCAUCGAAUCCGAUACUCUUAACAAGGUCCUCAAAGAAUGUAUGGCACGAUUUGAGAACCUUACUGUUAUUAGAAUGCAACAUAACGACUCCGAGUAUUUCUGGAACUCAGAUUCAAUUGCAAAGGAUGAGUUCAGGUGUCUCGGUUGGCGCGACGUAAAACGCCAGCUUGGAUUCAAUCCAUUCGGAUUGAAUAUCAGAAAACCCAUACACAACCUCUGGAGGAGCAGAGCGAAGGACCACGCUAUAGCUUUCUCAGCUCUUCUAGAGGGUGCAGUUGCCUCAAACAGGAAACUCAAGAAAUUAGACAUAUGCAACGAUGAACAUUGUGCCCUACCCUCUUCGGAUAUUACACUCAAACUCACACACAAAUCCCUGCUCUUAUCCCUGGAAGGAUUAGAACACCUGCACCUCUGUAUCUGUAUCUGGGAGGUACAUUCGGAUGAUUCUUCACUCAGAUAUCUCAUCGAUAUCCCUAUAAUAGUUGCACCAAGCCUCAAAGUCCUAACAUUCUCACAAUGGGACCGGAAUGGUGUAAUGAACCCUCACUAUUUUAUCGACCUCUCCCAACGCGUCAACUUCACCCAGCUAGUUGAACUCGAUCUUUACUGGAUCGAAAUCACCUAUGAUACCCUCAAGGCAUUUUUACGCACCGCAAUGCCGACUUUGAGGUCUCUUGCCCUGCAGUCCUUGAACUUGAGGGGUGUAGCCCCAAUGGACACCGAUAGUGGCCAUCAUCUAUCAAGAUGGGACUCUCCAGAGAUGAUUGAGGAGAGCAGUGCUGCUUGGCGACAGGUUUGGAAUUUCCUCGGAGAUGAAUCCUUGCUGCGGUCUCUUUCCUUGAAACAUCUCGGUUAUCGAGGCCAUCGUCUGCACUUGCGCGAUAAUUUGAGCAAUCUCAGUGGGUCUUCAGAGCCGAAUGGGCCGAUAAUUGCUAUCUUUAAUGCUGAGCGUGCUGGUGUUACCUUUAAGGAAUGGGUCACUCAGCUACAGACAGGGCCACCACGGGGGCCGCGGAUAUGGUAUGAUAGCAUGCCAGGGAAAGACUAUACCGCACAGAUGAUUUAA